UGGAUGGGCUAUAUUUAGCUGAUUGCAUUAUCAGCUCAGGUUUGAGCCUGCUGCUACAGUGAGCCAAGCGCCGCGACGCACGCCAAAGUGUACAGAAGCGCAUUUCCAGUACAACCUCGUUUUCGGCAGCAUUUGGACAUCAGCGAGCAGGCGAGCGGCCACCUGGCUCCUGGCUAGCUCACGUCACGGCUAGCUAACACCACGGCUAGCUAACACAGACAGCACCUCUGUCCUCCGAGCUUUUCUGAAACCUUCGCGGGACGAUUCGCCAGAGAGGGAGACAGCGAACGACUGGGAGAGAGGCCACAGAGGAGCCAUGUCUUCAGACGAAGGCAGGGCAAAGGAGAUUCUGAAGGGUUUCAAACUAAACUGGAUGAACCUCCGGGAUGCCGAGACGGGUAAGGUUCUGUGGCAGGGAACCGAGGACCUGUCCAUUCCCGGCGUGGAACACGAAGCUCGCGUCCCCAAAAAGAUCCUCAAGUGCAAAGCGGUUUCCCGAGAGCUCAACUUUUCUUCCUCGGAGAAGCUGGAGAAGUUCCGUCUGGAGCAGAAGGUUUUCUUCAAGGGGCAGUGUCUAGAAGAUACAAAGACUCAAACGUGUGUUUCCGUGUCCAGAGUGGUUCUUUGAGUUUGGCUUCGUCAUCCCCAACUCGACCAACACGUGGCAGUCUCUGAUAGAAGCGGCGCCCGAGUCGCAGAUGAUGCCGGCCAACGUCUUAACGUGAGUCCGUGAUGUUGUCACACGAGCACUUCCCGUUCCUUCAUCCAAACGGUAUCAAACAAAACUGCUUGCCUUUGCCCCCUGUUGGUCGGAUGACUACUGCUUGAGAAAGUAUUUGAUGCCACAGAACCUGUUUGAAAUGUACUGCGGCAAGCCCUUAGGUGACUUUCACCCCUCCCCCCCAGCGGCAACGUGAUCAUCGAGACCAAGUUCUUCGACAACGACCUGCACGUGAGCACGUCGCGGGUACGCCUCUUCUACGUCUGACGUCCUCCACAGUCCCGCCAUCGUCGUCUCGUCCCGCCCCACCGCCAAGGAAGAAGGCCACACGCUCUGCGACGCGGACCCGACCGGCACCGGGGGAGCGCAAGCGGCGUCUGUUUGUGACCGCAACUACACGAGCACUGAUCCCAAGUCAGCCAGCCGCUCGCUCCUCUUGUGCGUUGAACCAACAAACGAAGCUUUCUGUGUUUGCUCGCAUUCACUCAGGAACCAAAAUGCUUUCACAAACUCUCUCGGAGCUCGUCCCGCAUCUUGUAGAUCAGCGCACCUGCUGGGGCGGCUCUGUGAUUUGUUUCCUUUUGGAAAAGACAAGACACCAUGCAAACAUCGGGCGCGGGGGCGUAUAAUGCACAGCCCGCGUAUAGUUUGCUAGAGUUCCAUCCCCCCCCCCGCUCCUCAGAUUAGAAAAUGCUUGUUUGUGUUUAAUUGAACGUUUGAUUUUGAAAAGCACAACUGGCUGACUGAUAAUAUUCAAUCAUCCCAUGUACUCUUUGUCCAAAAACGAGUAGAAAGAAGUGUAUAUAUUCAUUUUUUUUAAAUGCAUUUUACUCUAUUUUUUUUCCAAUUGUAAGCAAUAAGAUAUGAAGAAACGUAAGGACCCCUUAAACCCCCAGUUUAUUUGCAGUAGAGGUGUCCUUUUUACUUGCAAAUUUGGCUAUUUACUGAUUUUUUUUGGGGCGAGAGUGGGCACAUUAUUUCCAGUUAUAAAUGGAAAACACCUGGCUUCAAAUUAUUAUCCACCCAAUACUGUAUUUGUUCAUGUUUAUUUAUGAGGAACAUUAGGAGAUCUUUUGAUGAGACCCUUGUGUCUUUCUAGAGCCCUAAAAUUUGCCCACACCUGAUAUAUGAUGAACAAAACAAAAUAUUUGAGGAGACUUGUGAAGUGUGAAGUGGCCUUGAGGUUUAGGGCCAAUCCAAUGUCAACUGACCUUUUUUGUCAGCCAGGUGUGGGUUUGAAUUUGUGUUCACUCGUCAUAUGACACAUCCAUAUGACCGGGACUGGAUCGUCAUGUUCCAUAGUGUUGUUAUGCUCCAUUCCCAGCCAGUCAUUGUUCUUUUGUUUUGUUUUUCCUUAGCUGCUACGUCAUCCAUGUAAUAUAGACUUGUUUUAAUAAGACUGAACUUGUGGAUUAAAACCAUCUUGUUGUAAUACAUGUCA
This is a messenger RNA of Syngnathus acus (greater pipefish), 2162 nucleotides long. RefSeq names its product phosphodiesterase 6D, cGMP-specific, rod, delta (gene pde6d). The coding region runs from base 317 to 628 and encodes 103 amino acids. The transcript is spliced from 4 exons. Gene Ontology annotation, biological process: sensory perception of light stimulus. The record is from RefSeq and is a predicted model, not a curated record. Gene Ontology annotation, cellular component: cytoplasm. Lineage: Eukaryota; Metazoa; Chordata; Actinopteri; Syngnathiformes; Syngnathidae.